GGGUUGUAGAAAAGGAGGGGUUCCCAUCCAUGGCAAGGCUGCCGCUGGUGCUCUGCCCUCACACAGACGCAGCCUCACAUCCUAGCCGGUCCCCAGCUCUGAAGCGAGCCCUUUGAGCUGGUUGGCAGCAAGCGACAUGGCCAAGAAGCUGUCUGAAGAGCAGGAGGCCGAGUUCAAGGACGCCUUCUCCAAGUUUGACAAGAAUGGGGAUGGCACCAUCAACACCCAGGAGCUGGGCGCCGUGAUGCAGACCCUGGGCCACAGUCUCUCGGAGGCUGAGCUGAAGGAGCUCAUCGCCAUGGUGGACACGGAUGGCGACGGCGUCAUCAGCUUUCAAGAGUUCCUGGUGGAGAUGGUCCAGAGGAUGAGGGCCUGGGCCAGCAAGCAGGACAUGCGGGGGGUCUUCAAUGACUUCGACCUGGAUGGCGAUGGCUAUAUCAGCGUGGACGAGCUCAAGCAGGCCACUGGCAAGCUGGGGGAACAGCUUUCCGAGGAGGAGCUGGACGUCAUGAUCCGCGAGGCUGACGUGGACCAGGACGGGAGGGUGAACUAUGAGGAGUUCGUGCGCAUCCUCACCCAUCAUUGAUGCCCUGCCCUGGCCUGACUCCUCCCUGACUCUGGUUCUAGUGCCUUUUCAAGGCCCUGCUUUGGUAGUGGGGAUGUGAUGAGAAAGUCUGGGUGGUGGACGGGAAGUUACCAGACUGGUGGGAAAGACUUCUCUUUCUUGGGUCUGGGUUCUGUGCUGUCGGGGGCUCCCCAGGAGCCCCUCUCUGCUGCUGAGACCCA
Messenger RNA from Ceratotherium simum simum (southern white rhinoceros), 786 nucleotides. Its product is annotated as calmodulin-alpha. Lineage: Eukaryota; Metazoa; Chordata; Mammalia; Perissodactyla; Rhinocerotidae. Gene Ontology annotation, cellular component: myosin II complex. Gene Ontology annotation, molecular function: calcium ion binding. The record is from RefSeq and is a predicted model, not a curated record.